Messenger RNA from Musa acuminata AAA Group (dessert banana), 1761 nucleotides. Its product is annotated as organelle RRM domain-containing protein 1, chloroplastic-like. The record is from RefSeq and is a predicted model, not a curated record. Gene Ontology annotation, molecular function: RNA binding. The transcript has 10 exons. Gene Ontology annotation, cellular component: mitochondrion. The coding region runs from base 56 to 1348 and encodes 430 amino acids. Lineage: Eukaryota; Viridiplantae; Streptophyta; Magnoliopsida; Zingiberales; Musaceae. Gene Ontology annotation, biological process: mitochondrial mRNA modification; cytidine to uridine editing.
AUUUUGUUAUUAUCCACAGCUCUUUGCCCCGCGGUGGGAGGAUCCAGCCGCCGGCAUGGACCUCCUCUCUCUCCCGGCCGGCGGGUCCGUCGCCGCCGCCACCACCACCAGCUCCGCUCUCGCUCUCUUCCCGCCGAACCCCGUCCUCGUCGCCACCAAGCUCGCUGUCAGCUUCUCCAACAAGCUCGCCGCUUGCCGCGCCGUUGUCGUUCGCACCGCCAUCUCCGUGCGCGCCUCGUUCCCCUCCCAGGCGGAGGCGACGGCGUCGGGCUCCCUUUGGUCUUCCACUCCUCGUACGCGGUGGAUGGUGGUGAUGGAGAGGCCCCCGGGCGGCGGCUCCUCCAAACCAGAGGUCAUCGAUUACUAUGUCGAAACCCUCGCGAGCGUUUUGGGAAGCGAGAAAGAGGCUCAGAUGUGCAUUUAUGACGCUUCUUGGCGAAGCCAAUAUGGUUUCUGCUGCGAAAUCGACGAGGAGUCAUCUCGUGAACUUGCCCGUAUGCCAGGGGUUUUGUCCGUUAGACCUGACACAAAUGAAGGAUAUGGUAAGAAAAAUUAUAGCUACUUGGACCAGUUACCAGCUGAUCAAAUGAAAACUGAUGGCCAUACUCGGAUAUUUUCUUCAUCCAUUGGAAAAAAUGAGCAUUGGCUAGUCCGGAUCGAGAAACCUGGUGUAGAAGUUGUCACCAAGGCACAAAUGGUGGACUACUAUGCCCAAACCCUAACAAAGGUUUUGGGAAAUGAGAAGGAUGCACAAGUCUGCAUAUAUCAUAUCUCAUGGGAAAAGGACUUUGGGUUUUGUUGCCAUAUUGACGAGGAAUACGCACGAGAACUAGCUGAUGUUCCUGGGGUGUUGUCUGUUUGGCCUGAUAUGAAUUUUGAGUCAGAGAACAAAAACUAUAAUGGUUUGUCAUACUUUCAAGUCAUAGUUUGGAGGAUGUUGGAUGAACAUGAAGAAAGUUAUGGCACAUUCCAAUGUAGAGGGUGUCAAAAAUUAGUAGGUAAUGAUCCUGAUUUAUCAGAAACAAAUGAAGUGCAGAAAAUCAGAACCAAAAGACUUUUUGUGACUGGACUAUCUUUCUAUACGUCUGAGAAAACAUUGCGUGCAGCAUUUGAAGGUUUUGGUGAGUUGGUUGAAGUUAAAAUUAUAAUGGACAAAAUAUCUAAAAGGUCAAAAGGUUAUGCCUUUAUUGAGUAUACAACUGAAGAAGCUGCAAGUGCAGCCCUGAAAGAGAUGAAUGGCAAGAUAAUCAAUGGCUGGAUGAUAGUCGUUGACGUUGCUAGAACUAACCCACCAAAGUACAGCAGAGGGCACCCACGGCCAUCAAGCUCAUCCGUUUCAUCAAACUAAAUGACCUCACACGAAAUUGACGAAGGCAUGGGUGAAUGUUUAAUUGCCUGGUCCAAGUUUCGGCAAAUUACCUGAGUCGCUUUUGCAGAUCACUGGGAAUGUGCAUUCCUUCAGAUUUUUUGUCUGUUGGAUUCAUCCCCUGGUGUAGGUAACUGCAACUCAGAUUGUACAUUGCUAAAUUUAGUGAACUUUUGCUGAUGUAUUAUCAUAUAUCUUGCCUAGCAUCUGAAGAAACUGAACUGGGUUCAGCAUUUGCCAACAACAGUUAAAGAGGAAGAAAUUUAUUUCAUAUUGUAUAAUCUACUGUAAUUGGAUCUAAUUUCAAAAGUACUAUCUGAUUCUUUUCAAAGGCUUUUCCAAUCUUUGUAAGGAUACAUGAUUAAUUGUUUCCUUUUUUCUUCGCCACAAGGCUA